GCGCCGGGGAGGUUCCAUGUAUGGUUCGGGAGGCUUUCCGAACGAGCCAUCCUUUUUUGACAUCACGGAAUCUCUCAGCUUUGAUUGCGACGGGGUGACGGCCUGCUGCUCUCACAUGAGGGAGACACCCCCUUCCCGGGUUUGGGAUGUUUUCUUUAUUACUUCCAUCAAUCGCAGUCAGUCAAACCGUAUCGCUUAAUGCAACGCGUUGGAUGGGUUUUUCCGUCGGGCGGCAGCCAUGGCUUCCGUGGUAUUGCAGACGACCUUUGAAUAUCAGAUCGACAACAACAUGGCUGUGCCGGACCGGCCGUCAGAGAUAUCUUAUUCGCCAGACGGCUCAACUGGGACAGUCUCCGUCUCGUUCCUAUUUAGGACAGUGGUCAUCCGGCCGUACUCUCUCGCAGUCCAGGUGACUGGGGCGGGAUACUGCCUAAAGUCCGGAGCCAAGGGGCGGGUACGGCAUUGAGACUGGCGAGCGCCAUUGCGUGGCUGCCGUCCAAUCCAUUUACCGCGAAACGCGGAGGGCAAUCUAUCCCCAGUUUAUCUGAAUAGAUUGACCUCCUGUUCAAGUCCGGGGCCCCGCGAAAAUAUCGACUACCGACACGGCCGGCCGCCUGUGCUUCUUCCCAGUCCAUCGCUACCCAGCCAUGGCCUUGGUUGGCUGGAAUAGGGAUGCCGUCAUCUACAAUUUAGGUGCAGGUCUUGACAUGUCCGGGACUUAGGAAUUCGGUGCCUUUCUCGGGCGAACAGACGGGAGUAGGAGGCUCAAGAAUGGCAUAAAUACAAAGGGGGCGACCGCUGGUAAUCGAAAACCUUCCUAGAGUCACAUCAAGGCAACCUACUUGACAAGUCCUGGACACUCAGCCCUGACUACACGCCACCAUGAAGUUCUCCUUCGUUGCCCUCCUGGCCUGCGGCCUCACGGUCAAUGCUCACGCUAUCUUCCAGCAGAAAAUCUCAGUCAACGGACAAGAUAAGGGUCAGCUCACUGGCAUCCGUGCUCCCAACAACAACAACCCAGUACAGAAUGUGAACGACCAGAACAUGGCCUGCGGACAGCCCGGCUCCAAGUCCAACACGGUUGUCAACGUUAACGCUGGUGACCGUAUCGGUGCCUACUUUGGGCAUGUCAUCGGCGGAGCCCAGUUCCCUAACGACCGAGACCAUCCCAUCGCUGCCUCUCACAAGGGUCCCGUCCAGGCUUACCUUGCCAAGGUUGACAAUGCUGCUACUGCCAGCUCCAACGGCCAGAAGUGGUUCAAGAUCUGGCACGAAGGCUUUGAUCAAGGCAGCAGGAAGUGGGGUGUCGACACUGUCAUUCAGAACCAAGGCUGGACGUAUUUCAACAUCCCGCAGUGCAUCGCGCCGGGCCAAUACCUCCUGCGCGUUGAGCUUUUGGCUCUCCACUCGGCCAACCAGCAAGGCCAGGCUCAGUUCUACAAGUCUUGCGCUCAGAUCAACAUUUCGGGCUCGGGCUCCUUCACUCCUUCUCAGACCGUCUCUUUCCCCGGUGCCUACCAGGCCAACCACCCCGGUAUCCUCACCAGCAUCUACGGUCUCACCGGCCAGCCCGACAACGGCGGCAAGUCGUACAGCAUCCCGGGCCCUGCUCCCAUCUCUUGCUAAGCUUUUGAGCCGCGGCUUGGCUUCUCCGAGAAACAAACAUGAUCCUCGGCUUGUGGGGACGGGUGAAGAGGAAACCCCAAGUGUCCAGCAAAAGAUAAUGGCGACUGGGUGGGUGGGUGGUUUGUGGGCAGGUGUGUGUAUCUAUAGGUUAUUAUGAGACGGUCAUACGUUGUGUGAGAUAUCCGCAUGCAUAAACAGCAUCGUGCAUCAUGGAGGAACAAGCAGACACUACAAUGAUCCACAAGCCAACUGCAAGGUCCGAAUUCGUUUCCACAGUGACCUUUUCUCGCCUCGGCGCCUUUCUCGCAAGGCGAGGAAGCGGGCCUCCACAAUGACAUGGAAGCUUCGGAUGCAUCGCCAUGCUUUUUCCAUGCAAAAUUGUUGGAAAAGCACGAGCCAAGUGGAUGAAGUCUUGGGACCUGCAGGCGGGCUCUCCCGUAGGAAAAUGUAUGUGACAUUGCUACCAUUAGUCAGGGACAGUUCGGGUUUUCUCGGUAUAUUCUGAUAUUUGGGAUCGACGGGCACCGGGUGAUGUUUGCU
Messenger RNA from Podospora pseudopauciseta, 2166 nucleotides. RefSeq lists its product as uncharacterized. The record is from RefSeq and is a predicted model, not a curated record. NCBI's taxonomy places the organism in Eukaryota, Fungi, Ascomycota, Sordariomycetes, Sordariales, Podosporaceae. Bases 883 to 1626 code for a protein of 247 amino acids. The transcript is spliced from 2 exons.